AUGAAGCAAAAUCUUGGACGGGGCGAAUUUUCUCAGUUCCCCAAUUUGUCACAGACAAGCUGCCAGGAAGACGACGUUUCAACUUACGUUCAACAUUUAAAUGUCCUCUAUUCAGAUUUUGAAUCUAGGUUUGAGGAUAUUUUGACUAUGGUAAUACCACCGUGGAUAAUUAAUCUAUAUGGUGACAUAGAAGAAAGGAAUGUCAUAAUACAAGAGGAACUGACUGAACUAAGUACAAACGAAGAACUUAAGGUUCAGUUUAAAAACGGAUAUCAGCAAUUCUGGCUGCAAAACAACAUACCCGUUACUUAUCCCGUAUUAUGGAAUAUAGCGAGGAAAUUUUCAAUUUCCUUUCCAUCGUCAUACCUAGUGGAAAGGGGAUUCAGCGCUGUUACCAAUCUCCUAACGAAAAAAAGAAACAGACUGGACAUCAUUAGCCGACCUGAGAGGGGCAGUGUAUCGUUCCAAUGUGCUCCUAGACACUCGACACUUUUAAUUCUAGUCCCUGUCUCCGGGAAGAUAUAUCCUAAGCAGCAACCGAAGACUACCCUUUGCUCGCUCCUGAAAGAAACGACGGACGUUGAAGACCUUCGUUUACAGGGGUCCAGCAAUGAAAGAAAACAACGGCGUGGAAAUAAUAUCCUCCAGCGGCAUACGAUGACAAGCUCCCCUAUUCAUUCGAAUCCUUAUUUGACGAAUCACUUUCCUCUGAGGGCAUAUGCGGCAAAGCUAGAAAGACUCCUCGGCGCUUUCGCGUACAGGAUCAAUAUUCACCCGGGGGGAUUGUAUCAUUUUGAGUAUGUGUUCCAGAAGAAUAGGACGUCAAGUUUCAAGCAACAGGCAUCCGUACUUUAA
This is a messenger RNA of Acanthoscelides obtectus, 855 nucleotides long. The record is from the annotation of a GenBank genome assembly. Lineage: Eukaryota; Metazoa; Arthropoda; Insecta; Coleoptera; Chrysomelidae.